Vitrella brassicaformis is the source of this 1113-nucleotide messenger RNA. The record is from the annotation of a GenBank genome assembly. NCBI's taxonomy places the organism in Eukaryota, Vitrellaceae.
GGGCUUUCCGCAGCCAUGGCGGACCAAGUGAGUGUGACGCACGUCGGGGGGCAAGCCAUUCAGCCAGGAAUCGGCGGUCCUGACGCCUCACCUCUUCCCUCGGUUGUGUGUGCCGUGAUGCAGGCAUCCAACAAAUCUGCCCGCAACACCGAUGGCGGCGCUAGAUGCUGCCAGAAAGACAACAGAGGGCCCAUCCGUGACCUCAGUGCAGCUAGGGAGCAGUUGUUCGACCUCACAGCAGCUGCCGCGCUCCUCGGAUCAAGGGGUAAGUGUUCAUGCGCAUCUCAGUGGUUGAUGCCUUCGUUUGUCUGUUUGUCUGUCUGUCUGUCAGCCGUUGGGGUCUACAACAUGGAGGUGCAGGGAGAGAAAGAGGUGGAGCGGGUUUUCAAGAGAGCCGCCAAGUGGCCUCACCUCGUCAUCCCACGGGCGGUGGCGAUGGCCGACGGCUAUUACGUCAAGAUCUUCUGCGGUCAGCCUCACCACUCAUCCGCCCACACGGGCUCUCUCACUUUCUUUCCCUCGCUGUUUGUAUAUGUAUGUCUGCAGAUACCAGUCAGAAGUUCCUGGAUUCGCUCAACAGGCACGUACCGCAAGUCUCCAACCCGACUGCGGCCUUGCCGCUGUCGACUGCCGGCGCAACUGUCGACACAAAUUCAGGCCCGACACCAUCGACACCACCGAGACCACCGACACCACCGACCCUACAGGGCGGUCAUCGUGUUCCAGGUGUCGCAGCUAGUCAACGACUCACCCGCACACGCGCACUCUCACUCGUACACACUCUUUCUCCGUGUGUUUGCAUGCCUCCUGGGCCACCCACGCCAUCGGCGGCCCCACUGCUGACAGACCGCCCCAUGUCGAGGGCGAGGAGGCCACCACCGCUACCACACACGAAGGACGCAGCGAGGGGCGUCUGUGUGCCACUGUCGGCCCGCUGAAUAGAUACAUAGAAAGAUGGAUAGAUAGAUUAGAUUCAUGCCAGGGAUGGACGGCUGAUGAAUGGGAGAGAAAGGGUCAAUUGGGGGGAUGUGUGUGUUGGCUGGCUAGAGCUACUGUAGUGUGAUGUAUAUCUAGUGCGUGUGUAGACGCAUGCGCAUGGCGCACGGACCUGUG